UCAUGUUGAUCACUGCUUUACCUUUUGGUUGUGUAAAAAGACUGUUGGAAAGUCUUUAACUUUUACAUCCAUAAAAUGGAUUCUGAUACAAUGCAACCAAAGAUGAUAGGCGACGGUGGAGCAUCCAUUUCAAUUAGAAUGGAAAAUCGGAUAGCUAGUUCUAUCAUGGAAAAGCUUGAAAUUCGUGCACCUUCGGGACGAUGCUCUAUUCAUAGGGUUCCUGAAAGAUUUCACAAAAUGAGAAAGCCUAGUGCAUACAAGCCUGGGGUUGUCUCUAUUGGUCCUUAUCACCGUGCAAACCAAAGUUUAAAAGCAACAGAAGACUUGAAGUUGUUGUAUGCACGCAAAUUACUUACCGUAACCGUAAGAGCCAGAAGAGAAAGUUCCAAGUUGUAUGCGCUAACAGUUGAAGAAGAAGAAGAAGAUUUGUUUGCAAUAGUAGAUGAGUGUGUUUCAUCUGUUACAGAGAUGGAAACAGAAAUUCGUAUGUGCUAUUCAGAAUCAGUUGAACCCGACAGUAACAAAUUUGUCGAAAUGAUGAUAAUCGAUGGAUUGUUCAUAAUUAAGAUGUUAAUAAGGUACACUUUGGGGAGUUAUUAUAUUGCAGAUGACCCGUUAGAUGGCAACGAUUGGCUCUUGAUGAUUGUCCAACAGGAUAUGUUCCUUCUUGAAAACCAAAUUCCACUGUUUGUCCUUCAAUGCUUGGCCAAGAUCAUCAUCAAUGUAGAAGAGUCGGGGCAUACGUACCUGAACAAGGUUAUUCACAGUUUUAUUAUCAACGGAAAGUUGUCGUAUAUAUCGCCAGCUAAUCAGAUACUUCUUGAAGAGCUUCUGAAUCGAUGUGAAAAUGCUUACCAUUUACUAGAUUUCUUUAUUAAACUUGUCCAACCUCCUGAUCCUGUGGAUUCGGCAUCCUCAUUGAAAACAGUACAGAUUCCUACGAGGUUAAAAACCAACACGGUAGUCAAGUUCACAAUUUCGCAGUAUUCAUUUUUGAAAUCAUUUAUACAUAAUCUAUUCACGAAGCUAAAACGUACUUGUAUUACCGAUGAGGAAAGGGAAAAUCCUUCAGAUACAUCAACCGAUUUCUUUUUACCAAGUGCCACAGAGCUAAGCCUUGCAGGAGUCAGGUUCAAGAAGGGGUCUGCACAAGGAAGUUUUUUGGAUAUUAAAUUCAAUCGUCGUACAGGCAUUCUGAAAAUUCCUCCAUUAUGUAUCUAUGACGAAACUGAUCCAUUGCUUAGAAAUGUCAUCGCUUGUGAGCAAUCAUGUGGUGGAGGUUACCAUAUAACUUCAUAUGUUACUAUGAUGGAUUUUCUUAUAAACUCUGCGGAUGAUGUCAAGCUUCUUCGUAAAGAAGAAAUAAUUUCUAAUUAUUUAGGCUGCGAUGAAGACGUCUCUGAAAUGUUUAACAAGCUUUGCGUUGGGAUAAUAUUAGACAGUACUUAUUAUUCUAAUUACAUAAAUGACAUAAACAAGUUUUAUAAGAAGCGCUGGCAUAGAUGGAAAGCGACUUUGAAGCGUGAGUAUUUCAACAGUCCAUGGGCGAUUGUGUCGGUCCUUGCAGCAAUUCUAGUUAUUGCACUCACGAUCAUAUCCACUGUAUUUGGAAUCCUUUCAUUUGUUUUCCAUAAGUAGUGAUCAAAAGCUCCCUAUGCCUUGGUAGUUUGUUGCGGGUGUUGCAUAUCUUGGGUUCUAUCCUUAUCUGUUACGCGUGUGUUUGUUAAUUAAGCUGCUUGUCUUGUUUGGUAGUUGUUUGCACAUGUGGUGGUAUGAAAUCAAAUUUUAUGUCUCUAAUGAAUCUUAUCAUCUUGUCUGAUAUUU
Messenger RNA from Papaver somniferum (opium poppy), 1824 nucleotides. Its product is annotated as UPF0481 protein At3g47200-like. Bases 76 to 1638 code for a protein of 520 amino acids. The transcript has a single exon. Lineage: Eukaryota; Viridiplantae; Streptophyta; Magnoliopsida; Ranunculales; Papaveraceae. The record is from RefSeq and is a predicted model, not a curated record.